UACAGGGCUGGGGCUCAGCACCUUUUUAAUUCUUCAUCGCGUGGCUGAUUGAUCCCCCCCCGCCCCGCGCAGACACUAAAGAUUAAGAGGGUGACAAAGAGGCGGCUGCUUACACAGCGCCCGCCGCUAAGCCGCCUUGAAGAGAGCAAGGCAGGAGCCCCGCUGGCCGCAGAGCCGCAGCACCCACCGCCUGGCCAGAGCCUCCGCGGGGAUCCAGAGGGACGGCGCGGGGACAGGUCGGGAGCGCCGGCUGCGGGAUGGCUGCGUCCCCGGCGGGGUCGGUGGUGAGCGCCGGGCUGGAUGAGAGUCCCACGGGGCUGACCCCGGCUCCCGGGAAAGAGCUGAGCCCGGUGCUGCUGUGCAAGGUGUGCGGGGACACCAGCAGCGGGAAGCACUACGGCAUCUACGCCUGCAACGGCUGCAGCGGCUUCUUCAAGCGCAGUGUCCGCAGGAAGCUCAUCUACAGGUGCCAGGCAGGGACGGGGCUGUGCCCAGUGGACAAGGCGCACCGUAACCAGUGCCAGGCCUGCCGGCUCAAGAAGUGCCUGCAGGCUGGCAUGAACAAGGACGCUGUGCAGAAUGAGCGCCAGCCCCGCAGCACAGCCCAGGUGCAGCUGGACAGCAUCCAGCUGGAUGCUGAGCUGCCCCCUGAGCACGUGGCCACCACAUGUGAGGUGCCCCCAUCACCCUGUCCGGCUCCUCGUGGUCCCGGUGCCACUGUCACCCCGGGUCCCCGGGUGCCCACACCACCCACCAACCAUCGCUUCAUGGCCAGCCUGAUGACGGCCGAGACCUGCGCCAAGCUGGAGCCCGAGGACGCUGAUGAGACGGUGGAUGUGACGGGCAGUGAGCCGGAGCGGGCAAGCGGCGAGUACCAGGUGGCGCCGUACCCGGCAGCCAGCCCCGAAAACAUCUAUGAGACCUCAGCACGGCUCCUCUUCAUGGCUGUGAAAUGGGCCAAGAACCUGCCCGUCUUCUCCAACCUGCCCUUCCGCGACCAGGUGAUCCUGCUGGAGGAAGCAUGGAGUGAGCUGUUCCUGCUCUGUGCCAUCCAGUGGUCCAUGCCCCUGGAGACCUGCCCACUCCUGGCUGUCCCCGAGCCGACCCCUGGGAAGCUGCUGCCGGCCACCCUGGACGUGCGGGCACUGCAGGAGACCCUUGGCCGCUUCAAGGCACUGGCCGUUGACCCCACGGAAUUUGCCUGCAUGAAGGCCGUGGUGCUCUUCAAACCAGGUGAGGCCACCCCCAGCACCCACCACUGGCCAUCCCCGUGCCCCUCCCCGGCCUGUCACCCCCUUGUCCCUGCAGAGACCCGUGGCCUGAAGGACCCCGAGCAGGUGGAGAACCUGCAGGACCAGUCACAGGUGAUGCUGGGCCAGCACAACCGUUCCCACUACCCUGGGCAACCCGUCAGGUUUGGGAAGCUGCUGCUGCUCCUCCCCGCGCUGCGCUUCAUCUCCUCGGAGCGCGUGGAGCUGCUCUUCUUCCGCCGCACCAUCGGCAACACCCCCAUGGAGAAGCUGCUGUGUGACAUGUUCAAGAACUGAAGCCCCUUCCCGCCGUCCCUGGCUUGUUUUGUCACCCUGCGCUGGCACCCUGGCACCCUGGCCCUGGGGUGCGAAGGUGCCCACGGCCCCAUCGCUGGGGCAGUGUCCAGGACUGUGGAAUGCUGCUGGCAGCUGGGACCAGCUCCCCUGGGGGCGGAAGGGGGAUGUCCCCAGGUGAGUGCCCAGUGCACUGGCAGCAGCUCACUGACGAUGCCCCAAAUGCUGCAGGAACCCAGGCACAGGCACCUUGGCACCACGAGGACCUGCUGCCACCCAGGCGUCACCGGUCUGGGGGGACGCUUCCUCGGGGACGAAGCCAGCCUGGGGCUCGACAUCGGCCAGGGAUGGCAAGGGCCAGGGAGAGGUGGCGCCGGCCUCGGAGUGGCACCAGCCCAGGGGUGACACUCGCCAAAGGUGGGGCCACCUCGGGGUGCCACCAGACUGGGACGCCCUCAGGCUGAUCCCAGGCCAGGCUGACACUGGGCAGGGGUGACCCCAGCCCCCGGUGACAUGCGGUGACAGAACCUUGUCCCUCCGUUCCGGGGUCUCCCACUUGUGUCCCCCGUUUUAUACUCGGAAUAAAGAGAGUUUUGCAGCCGGAGUCCCUGUGCCAAUGACUUGGGUCCCCGUGGGUGGGGGACCGGGGGGACCAGCUGAAU
This is a messenger RNA of Hirundo rustica (Barn swallow), 2206 nucleotides long. RefSeq names its product nuclear receptor subfamily 2 group E member 3 (gene NR2E3). The transcript is spliced from 7 exons. Gene Ontology annotation, biological process: negative regulation of transcription by RNA polymerase II; cell differentiation; positive regulation of transcription by RNA polymerase II. The coding region runs from base 258 to 1547 and encodes 429 amino acids. NCBI's taxonomy places the organism in Eukaryota, Metazoa, Chordata, Aves, Passeriformes, Hirundinidae. The record is from RefSeq and is a predicted model, not a curated record. Gene Ontology annotation, molecular function: zinc ion binding; nuclear receptor activity; RNA polymerase II cis-regulatory region sequence-specific DNA binding.